Molecule: messenger RNA, 750 nt
Organism: Uranotaenia lowii
Lineage: Eukaryota; Metazoa; Arthropoda; Insecta; Diptera; Culicidae
Exons: 1
Coding region: 1-750 (249 amino acids)
Source: RefSeq, a predicted model, not a curated record
AUGCAGAACGCCCACCCUGUGAAAACGCCGAUGGAUCCUGGGUAUGCCAGUGUCAACGAAGACAGUUUGCGAUUUAUGGAUACGACCCUGUAUCGCAGUCUUGUUGGUGCAUUAUUGUACCUCGCUGUGAACGCAAGACCCGAUGUAGCGUUGAGCGUUGGAUUGUUGGGCAGAAAAGUGAGUGAACCUAACAAAUCUGACUGGAAUGCGGCAAAACGAGUCGUACAAUAUUUGAAAAGUACCAAAAACUACCGACUUAAAUUUGACCCUGGUGACGGUUGGAAAUUGAUAGGGUACUCUGAUGCGAAUUGGGGAGGCGAUAUUCGCACACGACGUUCUACUACUGGAUUUGUAGUCUUUUAUGGAGGAGGGCCAAUCAGCUGGACCAGCAGAUGUCAGGACUCUGUCGCGUUGUCAUCCAUGGAGGCAGAAUACAACGUCCUCGCAUUGACGUGCCAAGAAAUUGUGUGGUUAAAGAGAUUACUAGCAGACUUCGAUGAACAUCAAGAGGAAGCCACUACCGUGCUUGAGGACAACCAAGGUUGUUUAUCUUUUGCUGUGUCAGAAAGAGUAAGCGGCAGGGUCAAACACAUCGAUACGAAGCGUCACUUUAUCCGCGAUCUAUGCGAACAGCGGAUUAUCAAGUUGAUGUAUUGUCCUACGACCGAUAUGUUGGCUGAUGCUUUAACAAAACCUUUAGGGCCGGCCAAGCUGCGUAAAUUUGUUGACGGAAUUGGAUUAUCUGGUUAG